Rotaria sp. Silwood2 is the source of this 1314-nucleotide messenger RNA. Lineage: Eukaryota; Metazoa; Rotifera; Eurotatoria; Philodinida; Philodinidae. The record is from the annotation of a GenBank genome assembly.
AUGUUGUCAAAUACAAUAAUCAUACUUCUCUUAUUCUAUGUUUGGAUUCUAUUUUCUAUGGUUAAUCCAUUUACAACAAGUUCUUUUAAUGGGAAACUAUGGCGUAAUGAUGGUAACAGUUUUCAUUUAAAUCAAGGAAACUAUCGAACAAUUUUUCCGCAACAUCGAAAUGUGAAUGAACAUAUCCAUUGGCUUGCUAAUGAAAUAUCAUCAUUAAAUCGUCGAAUAAAAUUAGUUAAAGAUCAAGUUUCAUUUAUUGUUCAUAAUCGAGUACAACGUAUAAUCGUUCAACAAGAAAACACAAAUAACAUAAAUAAUAUAUCAUUAUCGAAAAAUAAUGAUACACAAAAAAUUUCAUUAAAUCAACAAAAUAUUUAUAUAAUAAAACUACUUUCAUAUGAAUCACUUUUUAAAGACUAUCUACAAGAUUUAAUUGAUAUAUAUGAAAUAUCAUCAUCAACAACAACAAUUGAAUGUAUUGCUGUUUUUAUUGAACAAAAUUCUAUUGAAAAAUAUCUUUUUAUUAAAUUAUCUAACGGAAAUAUUGAUACAUAUCAGAUGCAUAAAACAAAAUCAUUAAAAGAAACAUAUUGGAAUAUCAAUCAACUUAUAUCAAGAUGGGUUAGUACUGGAAAACGUCUUGAAUAUUAUCGUAGAUUUAUUCAAGAUAAUAAAACAAAUGAAAUUAUGAACACUGAUCAACUUAAGAAAAUAAAAGAUCGUCCACAGUCACAUGAUGUUCGUUUCUUCAAUUCGAUAAAUCCAGUGAUACGUAUGAAGUAUCAUACUGAUCCAUCAAGUCUUUCAUGUAUACUAGAAGAUUUUUUCGACAAUUUAUAUACUUGCAAUGGUCAAUUAAUCUAUCCUCAUGAAUUAUCACUUUUGUCUAAUGAUCAAAAUCAAUUUAUAUUUUAUGCUGUUAUGGUGAAUACAACUGUAGAAAAGCAAAUUUAUCCUCUUGCAACAGAUAAUCAUAUACGACAUGACGAUCAACUAUUUUUUCUUUUUGAUAAUCAUCCACGAAUUAUACCAUUAUCAUUAUGUACAGAUUGUCUUCAUCCUGAACAAACGAAUAUAUUCAAUAAUAAGCAAAAACUGGAUGAAGAAAAAAUUGAUAACAUAAUAGCUAAAUCACAAGAAAACAUAAAUAUUGAACAAUAUCCUUAUCUUACAAAUUCACAAAAUUACUUUGUCUAUAUGAUUGUAAUAAGUAUUUUAAUCUACAUAUCAUUGAGUAUUUGUUUCAGUGAAAAACAGCAAUCAACAGGAUGUUUAGCAAGAAAACAUUCAAUAUCAUCACGUCGUAGACGAUAA